AUGAAAAGUUACGAGAGUAAAGGCCUGCACCAGGCCGUCCUGAGGCGGUGUGGAUAACCUUAGUAUGAUUCGAUGAUUCGGUAGAAAUAGGGUGAAUCAUAAUGGCCAUCAGAGUCAAUCCGUGGGAAGGGUUAACAUUCAUAGAUAUCAGCGCGGCAAAUGUUACCUUAUGAGUUAUGGUGGGCAAACUCCCCUGGCAAAAUAUUCCCCCAAUAGCCAGCGAAGUUACGUUAAUAGAGGCGAACGAGGUAUCAAACGAGGAAAAGUCAGUUAUUUGUGUAGCUCAAUGUUUGCGGCCUACGUCACAGCGGGGGGUCACCAAGGUCCAAGUAGAUAGAAUCGGUGACGUCAGCUUACACGUAUGGCAUCCGUCUGACGGUGUUGUUAGCUACACGUCAUGUGCAAACAACGCUAUCGAGAAUUUGAUUCCUGAAGACAAAUGGCAUGUGUGUAUGUGUGUGUGUGUGUGUGUGUGUGUGUAUGUGUAAAGGCAGGCGUCUCUGCCUUCGAUUAGUCCCUUCGAGACUACUUAUUAACUACGCUGUAACGAUAUUUGCCGGGGGAGGUUGGCCAUCAUAGGGUUUCAUUUGCCCGCGUCGUAGGGCGAAAUUCACUUUCCACGGAUUGAUUCUCCUUGCUGAUUGGUUAUUGAUAUAACGUUAUUGAUAUUUAUCCUAUUUGGCCUGGUGGAGGCAAGCCUUCGGCCGGGGCAAAAUAUCUCCAUUGGGCCUAAAAUACAUGUAUUCAUGUUUACAUCGUGAAACUGUGCCACACCUUAAAAGGACACAAGCGUAACUCGUCAAAGCUGUACAUGUACUUAGUAAACCUCCGUAGUGUAUCUGCUCUCUUUGGAAAUUUCUCUGCCCCGUGGAGAUAUUUACCGUAGGAGCAAACAUCACAAACCGAUCAGUCAACCAGACGAACUUUUAAGCUGUCGUGUGUCCUGAAAAGAACAGAUCGUAGGAGAGUUGACGCGGAACUUUGAAUAAACUGGAACCGUACGCGAAGAAAGAGUGGGUGUCGACUCGUAAACACGCUCAUUCAAAUUUACCUGGCGAAGGCAAACACACCUUUGGACGCAAAGUCAACAACAGGGGUCACAAAGUUAGGCAUUAUAAAUGAGUAAGGGACGCGUCCGAGACGGGGUAGUGUAGUGGCCGGAUGCUGCUUUCAGAAGGGCUUCCGAGCUGGCUAAGCUUCCCAUUUCCACUCUUAAUGUCCCUGUAGAAGGCGGGAAUUCUGCAGCUUUGUGUCACUCGUUACCGCUAAUACUACAGACAUGGCCCGCUCUGUAACACUUUGCCUCCCGUUGUUAGUCGUGUUUAUUCUGUGCCUCUCCCGGAGCGGGCGGUGUUUCGUACCGAUGGUUGGAGUGAGCCUGAACCCCACGGACCAAGACUCGGACGACAACUGGACGCACGGCGCGAUCACACGCCGGGCCCUGCUCAACGUCGCCGCGGACUUCCAGAGCUCGCACCUGGACUGCGACGUCGGCGACCUGCUGGACGUCAGGCCCGACAUGAUUUUUCAGGAGAUCUCCCGACUGUUCCGGCGGUGCUACGGGCAGGUGGUCUCCGCCGCCAGGUUCUACCAGGCUGCGCUACAGAUCGAGACAGCUAACGGUUGUGUGGACAUGAACUUCGCCACUAAAAAGCUGCCGUCCGCGCAUUUCGACGCGGAGAGGUUUGUUGGCGGGAACGAGCGCCUGCUGGAGCUGAGGACUCAGGUGCUGACAGCCAUCCACCAGGGCGAGUACGAGGCGGCCCGGGUCUACACAGGGCAGCUGCUACACACGCUGCAGGAUUUCUAUUCCCACUCGAACUGGGUUGAGAUGGGCCACACGGAGCCGAACGCGGGGCUGGCUGUCCCCGGGGCGGACAUCGGAAAGGUCGCCGGCCCUGACACGCCCACCUGCGAGGACUGCAGCAAGACUCUGGGCUUCCUCUGGUACAAGUGUGAGGACAACAUCCGCCCCGAUGUGAACCAGCAGGGGUUACUGACCAGCGGCUACUCCAGUAACCAGAGGGACCUGGACGGAAACCCCGUGCCGAAACCUGAAGGAGUAGGGAAGUGCAGUCACGGAGGACACUUUGAUGGGUCCAAGGACGUGCCGGCUGUGGGCGGCAUCAACAAGGACACGAAAUGGUCGCUCUUCUCUCCGCACAGCGACCUUCACAACCAAGCCGCACAGUUGGCAGUCAAGGCUACAGAGGAGUUCUUCCGGUCCAUCCGCACGGCCGCGGGAGACGCCCAGUUCGCCAACUUUCUGAACCUGAACACGGGCAGCACGCUGUGUUUCGUCAUCGACACCACGCUCAGCAUGGAGGACGACAUCGCCGCGUCCAAGGAUCGGGCAAUCGAGAUCAUCAGCAGCCGGCUGGGCUCGCCCACAGCCCCGUCCAACUUCAUCCUCGUGCCCUUCAGUGAUCCACACGUGGGCCCGGCCGUGGUGACGAACGAUCCCGAAGAGUUUGAGACAGCCAUCGGGAACCUGCAGGCAUCGGGAGGGGGCGACGCUCCUGAGUACUCCCUGAGCGCCCUGCAGAUCGCCCUGGCCAGGAGCCUGCCCGGAUCCACCGUCUUCGUCUUCACGGACGCCGGGGCCAAGGACGCCGGGCUGGUGGAGUCGGUAACGUCACUGGGCAUACAGAAGAACAUCAAGGUCACCUUCUUCUUGUCGGGCUCUGUCGGCCAGAGAAGGCGGAGACGGUCGGACAGGCCCAGAGCCCCGCGGGAGGCCGGAGACAGAGACACCUACCUCUCCAUAGCACAGGCUACAGGCGGCCAGGUGCUGGACAUCACCAAGUCGGAGGUGUUCGAGACCACCAAGCUGGUGGACCUCGUGGUGACGUCAGCAGAGGUCAACAUCCUGCAGAUCCGAGACGCCCCGGCUGGGACGGGAGAUCACGUGAUUCCAUUGGACCUGACUAUGAGUGACGUCAUCAUCCAGGUGACAGGACAAGGUGCCGAACUGCAGGUGCUCGAUCCAACAGGUGUUCUCCAAGCGACAGGUGAGAACGCCACCGUCAGCGUGGAGGUCCAGCUGAGCGACGUGCUGGUGGUGCGCGUGCGUGACGUCACGCCGGGGCUGUGGCACGUCGUGGUCCUCUCAGACGUGACCUAUGACCUGCGCGUCACGGCGCAGAGCAGCGUGGACUUCUUGUACGCCUUCGUGGACCGGACGGCGAACGACACCGAACACCCGGGCGUGUGUGACGUGGACGGGAGACCUGUGUCAGGACAGCGCCCGAACAUCCGCGUGAACAUGGUGGGCUCGGACCCGAGCCUGGUGCAGAACGUGACGUCACUAGACCUGGUGAGCUCGGGCGGGGCAGUUCUGCAGGUCCUGUCUUUGCAGGAGAACGAGGCUCUGUCUGAGUACUUCGCCGUCAGCCCCACCCUGCCGCAGCAGCCGUUCAAGUUCAGGGUACGGGGAUAUGACGCGGCUGCUAAUGCGUUCCAGAGAGUCAUCCCCACGAUGGUCCAGACGUCCACGUGCCGAUUCGAAAUCACCACGGACCUGACGACGUUACGCCUGGUCCCCGGCGGGACAGUGGACGUCACCUUCACCCUGUACAACGCCGGGCAGUACGGCCUCUUCACCAUCUCUGCUGACGACGAUAAAAGAUACGUGCAGUCGCUGGCCACUAACAGUCUGCCCCUGGAUGCGGGUGAUUCCGGGUACAACAGGAUGACUCUCGCAGCGCCGGCAUCAGCAGCCUUCGGCACCACCACCACCGUCACCCUGACUGCCCGGUCCGAGUCCGGAGCCUACAACUUCGUGGUGUUCAGAAUCACGGUGUUACCACCGGAGCGAGACUUCAUCCCACCGACUUGUGAAGUGGUUUCCGUGGACGGGACGUGCCGGGACGUCGACGCUUCCACCUGCGACUCCCGCACGUUCACGGUGACCACGGCGUACCGGGACCAGGGCUACGGGCUGAGGAGCAUCUCCCCCCGAGCGACCAACGGCAACUUCACCUGGAUACUACAGGACUUUCGGCCCGGACUUACUAACCAGACCAUCACAGCGAACUUUACAGCCAGUUGUUGUCAAACGAAUGUCGAAUUCGUGGUGAGUGACCGUGUGGGCAACUAUGACGUGUGUAGACCAAACCUGUCCCCUCCCCUCCCUAAGCAAGCGGUCAACGUGGCCAUGUUUGUUUUCAUCGGCAUCGGCGUCCUACUGUUCCUCAUCCUUCUGAUCGUACUCAUCAUCCUCUUCGUUCGGCACCGAAGACGAAGGAAGUACAAGGCGCAGGAAAAGUACCGAGACGAGGUGAAGACCGGCGGAGCCGGCAAGGCACUGAUGAAGCGGGACACGUCUGGGGCAGUCACGGCCACGGCAACAAGGACAGACGUGGCCGUCAGGUCGUCUGAAACCAGGAUCAAGUAUCAGAGGGUUGCCAUGACGACGGGGUCGGAAGGUCACCGCGUGGAGAUCAGCGCGCACAGAGAGAUGCGCACCGUGAGAACGUGAAGUAUCCUCUAUUAGCUUCCUCAUCAGCCUCAACGGGUCUGGCUUUUCUGGCUUACAAUGUGAAUUUCCCUGGUUGUGUAUCAGUUCUGAGAGUGUCGCAGUUGAGCUCUAGGUCCCGGUUCAAUUCCUGCCAGGGCAUCUCGGUUCGGGCUGCGCCCGUCUAUGGAAGGGAGGCAAAAUGUGGACCCCGUGUUUGUCUACGUCAAAAGGGAAGGGCCAGCUAUAGUAACCCCUUCCAAUAAAAAUAAUACAAUAGCAAUAUAACUUUCUGCCGUAUACGCAUGUGCCACUAAAAACAGGAUAUAAAGGAACGAAUGAAUGAUCAGUACUGAUAGCACCCGAUUUCUUGUACAUGUAAACGUUAACCGCCUCCUAGCCGGAUGAACUGAUACACACCCAGAAUUAGGCUAGCCCAUGAGGCGUCGCCAAAAAACAUUAUAAUCACAAAACAAAGCCGGACGCGUAGGUCCUGUUGACGAGGCUAAGAUAUCGUCACAACUCAAGCUGCCAGAAUGGAUGAUUUAACAAUAUUUUUGACUCCGUGUAAUGUUAAUCCCCACUAUCACAGUACCAUGCAGGGACAUACAGAGGUAAUUAAUUUGUUUAUAGUAGCUAUGAUAUUGUUAUUUGAUAUAAUUAUGAUACAAGAAAGAUAAUUAUAACAUUUGUUAUAAUCAAAUAAUGCUUACUCUCACAUGACCUAGCUUAACAAAUUACUGCUAUUCUUACUCAAACACAUAUAUGGUGACCAGCCCCUCCAGCUUUGUCCUGCCACUUGCUACGUAAGAAACGGAGCAUAGACAACAUGUUUCCCUCCCGUGAUGGUAAACAUUAUUAUCAUUGGUCACAUCGUCAAAUACAAAGGAUGAUACAGCACCACUGGAUACCGCCCAUAUGGUACUUAGGAGUGUAACUAAGAUCACCAUGCUACCCUUAUUGAGGUCUUGGAGUUGCUCGUUGCCAUUUAUACACUGAAUGAUUACUAAAAUUUACUUUCAAAUUGCUUGCUUAGUCUGCUCAAGUGUUCAUAUUUUUGUAUUGAGUAUUGAACCAGGCUCUGACUGAUGAUGCAGUUUUGCUUCUCUUUGAGGUAGAAGUAAGCCGACGUCACCGCGCACAAUUCAUGUAGUUCACAAAGACGACCGCUAGAGGUCAUUGCUUGGUAAAUAUAUGUGUACAUGUAGUUUCACACCUUUUGAAAUUGGAGCUGUUAUGGAAAGUAAAAAGAGAAAGAGGUGAUACAGAAGAUAUGUAACGUUACAUGUAUAAGAUUUUUCUAAUCUAAAGUAAUUGUAUUUUUGUAAUUCACAUUAUGAUGCAGUAUACUUUCAACGUCCUAGGUAUCCUUCACCUGUUAUUUUAGCAUUGGAUAUAUACAUGUAUGAUACUUUUUCACUUGUAUUUCUGAAUAACAAUAAAGUGCCAAAUGUACAUGGAUUACAUGAAAAUAUGAACCGCUAUGGAACUGAAUGGCUGCUGGAAAC
Messenger RNA from Branchiostoma floridae (Florida lancelet), 5964 nucleotides. Its product is annotated as von Willebrand factor A domain-containing protein 7-like. Bases 1280 to 4480 code for a protein of 1066 amino acids. The record is from RefSeq and is a predicted model, not a curated record. NCBI's taxonomy places the organism in Eukaryota, Metazoa, Chordata, Leptocardii, Amphioxiformes, Branchiostomatidae. The transcript is spliced from 16 exons.